Messenger RNA from Microstroma glucosiphilum, 1974 nucleotides. RefSeq names its product indole-3-acetaldehyde dehydrogenase. The record is from RefSeq and is a predicted model, not a curated record. Lineage: Eukaryota; Fungi; Basidiomycota; Exobasidiomycetes; Microstromatales; Microstromataceae. The coding region runs from base 350 to 1843 and encodes 497 amino acids. Gene Ontology annotation, molecular function: aldehyde dehydrogenase (NAD+) activity. The transcript has 3 exons.
CACUGACCACCAGAUGGACCUGCAAGGACACGGAGGAGGUGCCUUUAUGGCUACCAAGGUUGCUCAGAGUGGGCGAACGAACGAACGAACGGACGGACCUUUGCGGGGUAAAGUCGAAAUCUACCCCCCCGCGCUUCCCCGGAUGGCCGUGGCCGGUGCAAGCAGCACGGCAGGUGUGGAGUUAAGCUGCCCCCUGUCCCUGUUCCUGCCCUCCUGUGCCUGGCCCUGUACAGGCCCCUCUCCCGCAACAGUACAUAUAACCCUCGCAAAGUACUUUCCCACUCGCUUCCCCACACUGCACUGCGAUUAGCAUACCCAUUACCCGCACCCCACACAUACUAUCAGUACAAUGUCUGCUACCCUUCAGUUUGGUAAUGGCAAGUCCGCCAAGGUCCAGACCGGACUCUUUAUCAACAACAAGUUCCAGCCAGCAGCCGAUGGCAAGACCUUUGCCGUGGUCAACCCCACCAAUGGAAAGGAGAUUGCACAGGUAUCCGAGGCAUCCGCAAAGGACAUUGAUGUUGCUGUCAAGGCAGCACGAGAGGCCUUUAACACCGUUUGGGGUUACAACACCCCCGGCAAGGUCCGUGGCCAGAUCUGCAUGAAGCUCGCUGAGCUCAUCGAGGCCAACGUCGCCGAGCUCGCCGCCAUCGAGUCCCUCGACAACGGCAAAGCCUUUUCCAUUGCUUCCGGCUUCGAUAUCCCCGAGGCUGCUGCCAACUUCAGGUACUUUGGUGGCUGGGCCGACAAGAACCACGGAAAAGUCAUGGAAGUCGACGGCAGCAAGCUCUGCUACACCAGGCACGAGCCCAUUGGUGUCUGUGGUCAAAUCAUCCCCUGGAACUUCCCCUUCCUGAUGAUGGCCUGGAAGAUUGCACCCGCCCUCGCCACUGGUAACACCAUUGUCCUCAAGACUGCCGAGCAGACGCCCCUCUCUGCCCUCAAGUUUGCCGAGCUCAUCGAGCAGGCCGGUGUACCCCCCGGUGUCAUCAACAUUGUCUCUGGCUUUGGACCCGUCGCCGGCGCUGCUAUCUCCAAGCACAUGGACAUCGACAAGGUCGCCUUUACCGGCUCCACCCUCGUCGGCCGAAGUAUCCUGAGCGCUGCUGCUUCUUCCAACCUCAAGAAGACUACCCUCGAGCUCGGAGGCAAGUCCCCCAACAUCGUCUUUAACGACGCCGACAUCGACCAGGCCGUCUCCUGGUCUUGCUUCGGCAUCAACUUCAACCACGGUCAGACUUGCUGCGCCGGUUCCCGACUCUACGUCCAGGCUGGCAUCUAUGACCAGUUCCAGGAGAAGCUUCUCCAGAAGUACAAGUCCGUCAAUGUCGGUGACCCAUUCGCCGAGGCCACCUUCUCCGGCCCCCAGGUCUCGCAGCUUCAAUUCGACCGAAUCAUGUCGUACAUUGACAGCGGCAAGCAGGACGGUGCCAAGGUUCUCACUGGUGGUGCUCGAAAGGGCAACGAGGGAUACUUCAUCGAGCCUACUAUCUUCACCGGAGUCGACCCGCAGUCGAAGAUUGCCCGCGAGGAAAUCUUCGGACCCGUCCUCGUACUCCAGAAGUUCGAAGACGAGGCUGAUCUUCUCAGGAUUGCCAACGAUUCCAUCUACGGAUUGGCUGCCGCAGUCUUUAGCAGAGACAUCACACGAGCAUUGGACACUGCUCACAAGCUUCAGGCCGGUACGGUCUGGGUGAACUGCUACAACCAGCUCUUCCCCAAUGUACCCUUCGGUGGAUUCAAGUCUUCUGGUAUCGGACGAGAGCUUGGAGAGUACGCUUUGAGCAACUACACCAACGUCAAGAGUGUAAUCUGCAACCUUACAGCCCCUGCUCCUCUUUAGGAAGCUCGAGAACGAGUUGAGAACGAUAUGGUACGGUACGGAGGCGAUCCGGCGUAGUGGGAGGGGGUGAAAAUAUCCAUGUCCUUGAUAGGGUUGCGAAGUUUCAGGCAACGACGACGACAUUGCGCGAG